Zerene cesonia (dogface butterfly) is the source of this 1682-nucleotide messenger RNA. RefSeq lists its product as uncharacterized. The coding region runs from base 160 to 954 and encodes 264 amino acids. The transcript has 5 exons. The record is from RefSeq and is a predicted model, not a curated record. NCBI's taxonomy places the organism in Eukaryota, Metazoa, Arthropoda, Insecta, Lepidoptera, Pieridae.
CCAAUAGUCUGUGCUAUAUUUGUUUAUUUUUCAUCAAAUCUAAGUUAAAAUGUCAAUAAUGAAAAGAAAAACAAUUCCAUUUGUGUAGUUGUGUAUAAUUUCCUUUACACGAGGACAUCAUAUAUUAACAAAAGCUAAGCUAACUGCGUAUAGUCAAAAAUGUCGGAUAAAAUAUCAUCACGACACGUAUCUUAUGAGCAAGCCAAGUCUCUGGUGGACUUCAUGGGACAACAUAUUGAGCUUGCAACAGGUUCUCUUCGUACUUUAGAAGCACGGCAUACAUCAAAACGGCUAUGGAAUGAGCUAAGCAGUAUUUUAAAUUCUGCGCGAACUGGUACCAAGAAAACCGCGGAUGGCUGGAGUAAGUAUUGGAGCGAUUUCAAGAAUAAACUGAAGAAUAAAGCUAAUCUCCUAAAUAAGAUGAAGCGAUCAGAGUCCUCAACUGGCGUCAAACCUCUGACUAAGUUGGAGAGGAGAGCUCUUGUGAUAUUGGGGCCUUACUUCAGUAGAAAGAAAUCAUCUAAUGGACAUUCUAAAACAUUUAAUCAUCGGCCACCAGAAGUGAAAUUGGAAUCGUAUCACGAUGGUAUCGGUAUUGAUUGCAGCAACACAACAAGCGAUAACAGUGAACAAAUGACUGAUAUUGAUAAGGACGACAGUGAAGAUUCCCUUGAUGCCUGCGACGGGUCGAGCGAUGACAUGGAUGUGUCUGGUAUACAAAAUCUAUACCCAAAAUGGUUAAUAGAAGUGGAGAAGAAGCGAGCGGAGGCGGACCUGAUCCGGGCGAAAGCUGAAAAGGAACGCGUGAGUAUCGCGGCGAAGAAUGCGGACGCGGCGCUCAAACAAGCAGAUGCCUUGAAGAAACUCGCCGACGCGACUGCAGUACAAGCUGACGCCAUACUACGGAUAGCCAUUAGUCUAGAAAGGAACCAAACAGAUGUCCUGGCCAUAUGACCUAACGUUAUGGAGUUUGACGCGGGACAUUUUGAGAUAUAACGGGUUGUGAGUGACAUUACAAUGCUAAUGGUGGAAUUCGGUUGCAAUGUCAGCCUAAAGUGAUUCUGAUUAGUGGCCUAAGCGAUGUUCAUUGACUAUUUUAUGCUACGGAAGAAGUUGGGACAGACUUAUUUAUCUAUGAAAUUAGGCAAGUGCUAUUUUUGUCCAAGUGGAAUGACAAACUGACUAAUAUUACAAGUGUUGUACUUCUAGACAAAUGUUUUUGUGUCAAAUUUGUAGAGAAUUACCAUUUUAAAAUGUAAAAAAUGUGUCCAAAAUAAAAAUUAGCUAGUAAACGUAUACCUAACUGUUAUCCAGUUAUGCACUGUGUAUUAUGUUAAUUCUUAAGAGGACAGCAUGAAAUAAACGCGUAUUUUAUAAUGCCUUGUAUGUGAUGUACGGAAUUGAAAAUAAUAUAUUAAUGUAUGAUAUGCUUUAGGAUAUAUGCAUUGAUAAUGUUUUGAUUUGAUAGAAAAUGUAUUUCGAUCCUUUUAUUUUAAAAUGAAAAUUAUACUUAUAUACAGGCAAUCAUUCGGAUUUUUGUCAAAUUAUUAUUAAUUGUCAAUAUUACUUACUGUAUAUUUAACAAAAUAAAUGCUCUAUAAAUUAAUUUCAUUUAAUAUUUUUGUACAUGUUUUCUAUGGUGAUUGAUAAGAUACAGAUAACAUACAUAUUCAGAUAACAUA